Messenger RNA from Histoplasma capsulatum G186AR, 2535 nucleotides. RefSeq names its product ATP-dependent Clp protease ATP-binding subunit clpX. Gene Ontology annotation, biological process: protein catabolic process; proteolysis. The record is from RefSeq and is a predicted model, not a curated record. Lineage: Eukaryota; Fungi; Ascomycota; Eurotiomycetes; Onygenales; Ajellomycetaceae. Bases 1 to 1866 code for a protein of 621 amino acids. Gene Ontology annotation, cellular component: mitochondrial matrix. Gene Ontology annotation, molecular function: ATP hydrolysis activity; ATP binding. The transcript is spliced from 2 exons.
AUGAGCUUUCUCCGCCCCUUCAGAUCCCCGCUUCGGCCGCUCGACUGGACAACGACAAGUUCCCCCGUCCGUCGGCGGGUCCAACUAUCGUAUCUAGCCCUCUACUCCAUACGCCGUCAUAUCUUUACCUCACCCCGUUGCUCUUCUCCUUCUCAAUUCCACCGCUCUGAUUUCACCAACCAGCCUUUCACUGGCAGCUAUGAGCCGGGCCUCCCCACUUCCGGCCCAUUGGGCUCCGCACCCUCCUUUGGUGCACCUCACUUGACUCCUAAAAUACUCAAACAACAUCUGGAUCAAUUUGUGGUUGGUCAGGAUAGAGCUAAGAAGGUGUUGAGCGUGGCUGUUUACAAUCACUAUCAACGGGUGCAGGAGUUACAGAGGCAGGAGGAAGAGAAAGAGGAAUUGAAGGCACAACAAGCACGUCGUGAGUCUGUGGAGGGACAUCCUGUAGAGACUGAAUUUCCAGGUCAGCAACGGACCAUUCAUACCCAAAGAACUACCAAUGAUGACAUAGCGCGAUCAGGACCGCUCCCCAUCGACUCAUCUCCCUUGACGCUCGAGAAGUCUAAUAUCCUAUUGCUUGGCCCAUCUGGCGUAGGCAAGACUCUGAUGGCCAAAACCUUAGCUCGUGUGCUGUCUGUACCGUUCAGCAUAUCUGACUGCACUCCAUUUACACAAGCUGGAUAUAUUGGAGAGGAUGCGGAUGUAUGCGUCCAUAGAUUACUAGCUGCUGCCAAUUACGAUGUAGCCCAGGCAGAAUGGGGCAUCAUCUGCCUUGACGAGGUCGACAAGCUCGCUGCUGCAAAAGUUAGCCACGGGAAAGAUGUGAGCGGCGAAGGAGUCCAGCAAGCUUUGCUAAAGAUCAUUGAAGGCACAACUGUUCAGAUUCAAGCCAAGCCAGAGCGAAAUGCUUCCCGUUCCGGUGGAUCGCACAAUUCCAGCCCAAGCACCACCGGUAGCAAUUUUGGAGGAUCGUCCUUCUCUUCAGCCCCACCAGGACUCCCUGGCAAGCCUGAAGUUUACAAUGUGCGGACAGACAACAUCCUUUUCAUUUUCUCGGGUGCGUUCGUAGGCCUGAACAAAAUGAUCAUGGAUCGGAUAUCGCGUGGCUCCAUUGGGUUCGGCCAACCUAUACGGGCAUCAUCAAACUCGUUUAGUUCCCACAAUUCUUCGCAUGCAGUUUCUACAGCACCUAUUCCAAUCCUUCCCGGCUCUGAGGAGGAAGCCCUAUAUAAGAAGCAUCUCCCUUUCUUUACCCCUGCACCGUUACCGUCUGGGUCAGGUUCGCCUGACGAAGAACCGACGUACUUUAACCCGCUUGACCUCCUUACACCCGUCGACCUCCAAACCUACGGCUUCAUCCCAGAGCUUGUUGGCCGCAUUCCCGUAAUCACAGCUCUUUCUCAGCUUACCCACCACCUCCUGCUCCGCAUCCUAACAGAACCGCGCAACUCAUUACUCGCCCAAUACACCACACUCUUCUCAUUGUCGGGUAUUGAACUCCGAUUCACGACGCCAGCCCUUCACAAAAUAGCGAGUAACGCCAUGUCAAUGGCGACGGGCGCACGCGGGCUGCGUACGGAAAUGGAGAUGAUCCUAGGCGACGCCAUGUUCGAGGCACCAGGCUCCAGCGUGAAAUUUGUCCUCAUUACCGAGGCCGUUGCUGCACGAAAGGAGAAAGCCGUAUACCUCGCCCGUGGUCAGGGUGGCAAGUUCCAUGCGAUGAUCGCCGCAGAAGAAGGCGAGUGGGAGGAGAAGAUAAGGAAACAGAAGGAGGGGGCCGGGGAUAAUAAGAAUAAUGACAAUAGUUUUGAGCAGUGGAGGCUGCGUGCUAGAACGGAUACCGCUGUUGGGGGGUUUUCAUGACGGACGGCGACACGAUACAUACUUUUCUAUAAGGGUUGGUUAUGCUAUGGGAAGACAUCACUGCUUGCUCUCUAAGAUCUUGGGUUCUUUGCUACAAGAAAGACGGGGUGGAAUUCCAUGUUCAGAUCGGAGGGCCCCUUUUGUCUUUUCUUUUUUGAACCGGGACUCAAACCAGUCAUCAUUCCUCAGUACGAAGGGUUGCAUACAUAUGCUCUUUGUCCCCUUGGUGGUUUAAUUUUAUCCCUCAUCGAUCACCCAUUCAAGAUUUCUCAGAGAGCUUCGUUUGAGUGAUUUUCUCACUAUUUAUGUUUCUCCCGUUUCUUUCCCUUUCCGAAUCCUUCCCUCCCCUCAUGACUACUUUACUUUACGUCUUCCGAUGGGAUAAUCGGCGUGUUGUUUUAUGUGUUCAUGACAAAUGCUUCGUUUUCCGUUCGUUUCUUUCUCUUUCGUUCUCUUUCGCUUUCACAUUUUAAACCUUCACGGUUCACGGGUUGCGUUCCUUACCCUUGGUUUACCAUCCUUAUUUUUGAACUCCACGACUAAGCUGCAUUUGUUUUUGCUCAGCAUAAUUCAACAUGAACAGUAGCUAGUUACUUGCAUAACUAGACUAUCCAUUGGAAUGCUGCGCUGAUAGCAUUUCUUGUUUCCCCACUCUAAUAUGGUACUUAA